AGUUUAAAUGACCGGAGGAGUGCGAUGAGGCAUUCGGAGAUUUAAAGAAGUUGCUGACCGCGCCCACUGUGAUGACCGCGCCUAAGAUCAAGGAGACGCUAUACUUGUACAUUGCGGUGUCCCGGAUUGCGGUGAGUGCGGUGUUGGUGUCCAAAGAUCCGCUGACGAAUGAGGAGAGGCCGGUAUACUACGUGAGCCGCACCAUGGUGGUACACGAGACAAGGUAUGCGCCCAUUGAAAAAGCAGCGUUGGCGGUGGUGAUGGCGGCUAACAAACUCCGACCUUACUUCCAAGCUCACAGCAUCGUGGUACUCACGAACUUGCCUCUCCGAACGGUCCUUGGGUCCAUGGAUGUUUCGGGGCGCCUGGUUAAAUGGGCCGUCCAGUUGAGCGAGUUUGAUGUGAGUUAUGCGCCCAGACCAGCCAUCAAGGCGCAAGUGUUGGCCGAUUUCGUGGCAGAAGGAGUGGUCGACGCGGGGAAUAGCGCGGAAGAAUGUUGGCAAUUUCAAGUGGAUGGAGUGGCAAGUCGAGCUGGUGCGGGAGCAGGUAUUGUGCUAAUUAGUCCCCAGGGCGCGAUGCAUGAGGUCGCACUGCGUUUCGCAACUCUUAAGACGAACAAUGCGGCGGAAUACGAAGCGGUCCUGGCGGGGCUUCACAUGGCAAGGGAGUUGGGCGCCCAGAGGGUUAAUAUCCAGACUGACUCAGCGCUCGUGGUCAAUCAGUUGAACAAUGUGUACGAGGUGAAGGAGGAGGCGCUCGGGGCAUACGUUCAAUCCGUCAGGGAGAAGUGUGCGUGGUUUCGGGAGGCUACGUUCACACACGUCCCAAGAGAAGAGAAUGCCCAUGCGGACGCCCUAUCUGAAUUGGCCACGGCGUUGGAUUUUGGAGAAGACAGAAAAGUGAUCGUUACCAAGGAAGCCCCGCGUGAUGAGGGGGUGAUGGCAUCUAUCCUCGUAGGAACCAUGAAAGGAUGGAUGGCGCCUAUCAUGCUUUACCUAACGCAGGGCGUGGUCCCGGAGGACCCCAAAGAGGCUUGGCGUUUGAGAAGGAAAGCGGCACGAUGUGUCCUCAUGGAAGGAGUGUUAUACAAAAGAUCCCACUCGGGCGCCUAUCUGCGUUGUCUCACGGAGGCCGAAGGGCAAAAGGCUAUCGCGGAAGUGCAUCAAGGAACGUGUGGAAUGCACGCAGGCGCCCGGAGCCUAGAGAAAGUGCUGCUAAGGCAGGGUUAUUAUUGGCCCACAAUGAGGGCUGACGCUGGGAAGCAUGUGGCCGAAUGCCACCAAUGUCAAAUCCAUGCCAACGACAUACAUAUUUCUCCUUGCUUUCAUAAGAGCGGAUAAAUGGUCACAAGCAUGGAUAGAGGCCGAUGGACGCAGGGGGGGGGGGGGGGGAGGUAACACAGGGUGCCUGCUAAAGCCUCUGAUAAAGAAGAAUGGCGAACGGCUACCUUAACGGAGCCCAUGCACCAAAUCAAUUCUUUCAUAGUUAGGCGCUCACUUAUGAGCACCUAACUGGGGGGCAAUUGUUGGGGAAACAUAGAUGAGCUCAUAUAAGCCCAAAGCCUAAUGGGCUUUGAGCCCAUUAAUGGCCCUUUGAGACAUGACUUGGGGGGACCAAUGGUAAAGGGGGCGCAUGGCGACAAAAUAGGCUCAUGGACAAAGAAUUACGGCUGAGGAGGAUCAGAAAAGCACCACGUGGGCGGAUGGUCCCCCCAUGCACCCUAACACCCGAGCCUGAUGAUGCGCCACGUGGAGGCGCUCGGACGUUGGACCAGACCAAGCAUUAAAUGCCUUAGCUGACGUAAGGCUUGAUGGCAGGAGUUGGUCGGAGCCUGGUCGAGGAGCUCGAGUAGUAUAAAGAGCACUCGGUAGGUGGCAUUUUCUCAGGUCGGUUUCUCUGACUAAAGUUCUACUUCCUUACUUAUCUCUCUAGAACUAGCACUGACUUGAUCGUUGGAGUGCUAACGAGUGGCUCCGGCCCUCUAGGCGUUAGUUUUGCAGGGUCCGAGCGCCUGUGGUGUGGCAGUUAGGGUGCGCUUGGUAGAGUGAAGUAUCCGGGCUUCAACAGUAACCUACAACCUUGACUUUUAUAUUUUAAUUUAAUUAAUGUUGAGAUUGAAA
Linum trigynum is the source of this 2120-nucleotide messenger RNA. NCBI's taxonomy places the organism in Eukaryota, Viridiplantae, Streptophyta, Magnoliopsida, Malpighiales, Linaceae. The record is from the annotation of a GenBank genome assembly.